CUAUUACGUCUUUUGUACAUAUAUACACACACUCAAUAUUAUCUCUUUUUUUGGUUUUUUUUUUUUAUUUUAAUAAAACUUUAAUCAUAUAUUUAAAAUGUCCGAAUCACAAUUAAAAAAAGUUCUCAAAGAAAAUGAAACCUUAAAAGCUCAAUUAGAAAAAUCAACCAAUAUUCUUAAAGUUUCAGAAGCCUGCGAAAGUUUACAAGACUAUUGCACCAAAACAGCUGAUCCAUUUGUUCCAGGUUGGAGCGGCGAAAAUGAAUGGACUAAACCACUCAAAGGAAAUGGUUGUUCUGUUUUAUAAAAUAUUCAUUUAUAUACAUUGUAUUAUAUAGAACCUUAAAAAAAAAAAAAAAAAAAAAUUAAAAAAAAAAGUAAAAAGCAAAAAGAAAAAUCUCAAGAUAGUUCAAAAAAGCAAACAAGUAAUAGUAAUAAUAACCAAACCAAUAAUAAAAUGAUAAUAAACAAAACUCCCUCUUAUAAUUGUUUUUUUUUUUAAACAAUAAAAAAUAAAAAAAUAAAAAUAAAAAAAUAAAAUAAAUUAUAUAGUGU
Messenger RNA from Dictyostelium purpureum, 555 nucleotides. RefSeq names its product G-protein subunit gamma. The record is from RefSeq and is a predicted model, not a curated record. Bases 98 to 307 code for a protein of 69 amino acids. The transcript has 2 exons. NCBI's taxonomy places the organism in Eukaryota, Evosea, Eumycetozoa, Dictyosteliales, Dictyosteliaceae. Gene Ontology annotation, molecular function: G-protein beta-subunit binding. Gene Ontology annotation, biological process: G protein-coupled receptor signaling pathway. Gene Ontology annotation, cellular component: heterotrimeric G-protein complex.